This is a messenger RNA of Copidosoma floridanum, 3960 nucleotides long. RefSeq names its product FYVE, RhoGEF and PH domain-containing protein 1. NCBI's taxonomy places the organism in Eukaryota, Metazoa, Arthropoda, Insecta, Hymenoptera, Encyrtidae. Gene Ontology annotation, biological process: filopodium assembly; cytoskeleton organization. Gene Ontology annotation, molecular function: metal ion binding; guanyl-nucleotide exchange factor activity. The record is from RefSeq and is a predicted model, not a curated record. Gene Ontology annotation, cellular component: cytoplasm.
UACUAAGUAAUUCGACUACCUACAAUAUACGUGUUUUUUCCUCUUACCCUUCCUGUCCUCUUUUCUUUUCUCUCCUUGUUUCUCUGCAUGGGUACCUAUUUCUCUUUUUUUUUUUUGUUUUUUUUUUUUGUUAACGGAAGCGCAAAUCACUUAUACUUAUUAAUCUUGGUGGUGAAAAAUACAUGUUGACAUGAGCUUCGUGUUAUAUACUUUAGUGACAAUGAAUUCGUCAGAGAAGACUGUAGCAAGUUAUGUGAUUAACUAUUGACGAAAUUACCUGGUCGGGACUACGGCUGUGCUUGUUUUUUUGUGCCGAAGCAAAGCAAAGAAGCAGAUUAUUGAUAUACGAAUAUCAGAACUGAAAAGGAGAGCACAUUUAACAACAUACUGGUUUUAUAUACAACGGAAAGGAUGACCUGCAAGUUUAGUUACCACAGGGGCUUGCAGAUUGGGCUUUGGAUACCUGGCCCAAAAAAGCUGGGCUAAAGAAUGCUGCGAGGCCAGUUGAAAGAAUUUUCAUCCUGGAUGGUUUGUCUUCAUCCAGAGCCAUUCAAGCCCAAAAUGUUUGGCUCCAAAACGAGUGGCCACAGUACCUUUUACACAGACUUACAUAUCACGGAUGAGAAAGCUUCAUCCACCACGUCUGUUGAUUCAGACAAAGGUAGUAACAGAAAUUCCAGAAUACUGGAGCAACAGAGCACAACCAGCGAAGAUGGGAACUCUCAGGACUCAGAUUCUGUUGGUGGGCAGGAUGAACAGAGCCAAUACCCCAGACAUUCCUUCCACAGGAUUGCAAGCUUUGGAGGCUUUUCUAGAUUCAGACCUUUUAUUAUGUCAGCUUCUGCUACAGAAGUUAGCACAACUGAAGAGGCUGUCACUGAAUCUUCUUUUUCAAAAAUGUCCCACAGUGUUUUGGAGUACAGAAGUAGCAGCUACGUAGUUACAGAAAGUUCUUAUCAAAAUGAUUAUGCAGUUAGUGAAUCAGAUAGUGAUGAGGAGUCUGAAGAGACCAGAUCUUCUGAAACAGACUCGGCUAUUGUUGCGGACCAUGCAGAUGAUAUUCUAGUGGAAAAAAAACUAAAUGCUAAGAGGAAUUUAAUUGAAGAAAAGAGAAAAAAAGCAAGACUGAUUGCCUAUGAAUUGUUAUCCACAGAAAAAAAGUAUGUUAGCACCUUGUACCUCAUAGAUCAAAUAUUUCAAUUCCGAGUUGACCAAGAAAAUCGGGCACAUACGAUGUUCCCACCAGAGACUGUUCAGCACAUGUUUUCCAAUAUUAAAUCGAUUUACAUAUUUCACAACGACUUCUUGUUACCUCAGCUAGAGGUAAGGAUAGAUGCGUGGGACGCAGAUCCCCGAAUCGGCGAUAUCAUGAAGAAUUUCGCUCCGUUUUUGAAAAUGUACACCGAGUACGUGAAGAAUUUUGACUAUGCCAUAAAUUUAAUAAGCACACUGCAGCAAAAAGUUUUAAGGUUCGCCGCAAUUAUAAACGAAAUUCAGAAAACGGAAGAGUGCGCAAAAUUGUCCCUACAGCACCACAUGCUCAGCCCCAUUCAGAGAUUGCCGAGAUACGAGUUAUUAUUGAAAGAUUAUUUGAGAAAUCUUGUUAAAGAUAAUCCUGACUACGAAGAUACCAAAAAAGCACUAGAGUUAGUGUCAACAGCGGCAAACCACACCAACGAAGCCAUGAAGAAGAUCGACAAGUUCAAGAAACUCCUGGAGAUCCAAGAAAGUAUUUACGAUUCAACCGACCUAGUCAGUGCGACGCGCGAGCUCGUCAAAGAAGGAAGAAUCGUCAAAAUUUCAGCAAGAAGUGGUGAUCACCAAGAAAGAUACAUGUUCCUAUUCAGCGAUAUCCUACUGCUGUGCUCGCUACGACUGAUACCAGGCCCAAUGUAUCGACUGCGCGCCAAAUUCAUGAUCGAAAACCUCCAGGUGAUCGAAGGCGACAAUCUCGAGACCGCCAACACGUUUUACCUUCGUGACGAGAACAAGAGCGUCGAGCUGUACACCCACUCGGCGACGGACAAGGCUGCAUGGCUGGACGCGCUGUUCGAGACCAUGCAAGAGAUCAUGCGGCGCAAGGCGAGCUUGAAGACCGGAGACAAUCCAAAGACGGCCGGUCUGGUCAAGGCCGACGAUGUCACGCGCUGCAUGGUGUGCGAGGCUAUCUUCUCCGUUAUGAAGCGCAAGCACAAUUGUCGCGCUUGUGGAAUCAUCGUGUGCAGCAAAUGCUCGAACCAAAAGCUUCUGUUCGAGGAUAAUAAGAACAUGCGGGUGUGCCGGCUAUGCCACGCCGCACUGACACAACCGCUGAGCAAAACCUCGCCAUCUUCCCCGAACGGCCCGGUGUCGUCGCUCCUUCAAGUCUCGGCGGCCGCGUCCUCUGUCCUUUCGGGCUACCUGCACCUCAAGACCCAGGCCAGUAAGCCGUGGACGCCACGCUACUUUGCUCUCCACGUGGACUUUGUCCUCUACAGCUUUAAAUCAGACAGUGAAAGCACGGCUAUGACCGCGACGCCGAUGCCCGGUUUUGCAGUAACGGACGCCACUGAGCUACCCGAUGAGGAUCCGUUGAAUUCCAAGGACCGUGUCCGGGCGUUCAAAAUUCAUCAUACGCGCAAGUGUUAUUACCUGCAGACAGCUUCGCAGUCGGAGAAGGACAGGUGGCUCAACGCAUUGCAAUUAGCAACCAAGGCGGAACUGCCUCAGCCCACUGAUCACGAUGUCAAAGAUGCACAACUAGAAAGUCAAUAAAAUAGAAAAUAAGGAAGACGCCCCACCUGCCAAAGGCGAGGAACAUUGGGAGGAAACUAAAGUAUUCUACAAGCGUAUUAAACAUUUUAGCCAAUUUUCCCAUUAAUCGCGUUAAAGAGAAUGAAGAUAAACGACGACGAGAUACACGUAGCACUUUAUUGUUGGUAAAUAGUCUUACACGAAUGAGUAUUGUUAAAUCACGUUACAAUUUUUUUUUUUUUUUUUUUUUUUUUUUUUUCUCAAGUAUUUCCAGUUGUGAGAUGUGUUUUUGUUUUUAAUAAGAGACGCAUCGCGAUUCAUGUGUACAAAACGAAUUUUUGAAAAUAUACACCAGAGGAUUUUUUAAGAUUUUAAUGUAAUCGCGAGUACGAAUUUUUAAGCUUCUUUGUUAUUGCUAUAUUGAUGAAAAAAAAUGCGUGAAUUUGGACGCAAUUUUUUAAAACGUAAGAGACAAAUUUUUAUCUCGUCCUUACAAUAUCACUUUUAGAGAUUUUAUACAAAUAUAUUAAUCCGUUUACGAUAACACAAUCACACCUGAGAUCUAUAUAUUGACUGUCUCUGACUGGCGCUUGUUAUUUUUGUAAAAUUAUGUUAUAUCUAUUAAAAUAUUAUAUACGUCGUUUAAUAAGCGGAAUGAGGAAAUAAAGUAAUAGAAAAAAAGCUAAGCUAGAAUCGAUAGUAAUAAUACUAUAAAUGUGUAAAUGAAUCACGCUGGUUUGAGUGACAACUGGAUAUUCAGCUUUCAUGGUUUCAUCAGCAGCUCGCAAUUAUUAAAUUCUGUGAUUUAUACAACGUCCUGAUAUUCAAUUAAAUGUAAUGUUUUUUAUGUUCUAUAGCUUUAGUUCUUGUACAGCUUAAGUGAAUUUUUUAAAACUUUUUUUUAUUACACUUAUAACAUCACUGAAAAUUAAAAUAAUUCAUAUUCAAUCAAUGUUUUGAUUGGUGUAAAAAAUUUAUUGGGUAAAUAAAUAUGUUCUGUUUUAAAAUUGAGUCUUGAACUUAUUUUUAAUUAAGUAUAACUAUAUUUAAAAAUUCAAAAGCGUGAAUCCCAAAAUAAAUACCAUUUUCGUUGAGAGCAUACUAAAUAAGUUUGCAGCAAUGAAAUACACCUUAGGAUUUUUAUCGGUUUCAAAUAGAGCAUGGUCGCUAACAAAUUGUUUAAGGAACUCAAAUUAAUAUCCCGUUGAUGAUGCGUUCGAUGAGAUA